AUGAACCAGCUUGCGAUUGCAGGAUACUCAUCAAUUGCAUUAGAUGUCUAUGGCAGUGGUCUUUCCGUCUUGUCAGAAGGGGUUGAAGAUCCUACAUUUGACACAAUCGCAAGUGAUGUCAAGGCUUUGCUGGAAGAAUUGAGCAUUCGACCCGAAAAUGCUGUCGCCGUUGGGCAUUCCAUGGGCGGUAUCAUUGUACCAAAGCUGGCACUGAAGUGCAACCUUCGCGGAUCAGUUCUCAUUGGUCCUGUGCUACCAAAGCCUGCAAUGGCCGAGAUCUUCAAUACUCGCAUAGAGACAGUCAAGAAAGAAGGAAUGGAGCCAAUGGCCAAGACUAUUCCCUUCGCUGCGACAGGUUCCAAGGCAACUUUGACACACAAAGCUUUCAUUCGAGCUCUGUUACUGUCGCAAAAGCCUGAGGGGUACAUUGCCUUGUGUCGCGCGAUUGCGCAAGCAGACUUGCCUGCCUACGCAAACAUCAAAAGCCCCGUGCUUGUUCUUUCAGGCGAAGAGGACAAAACAAGCCCGAUCCCGGAUGCGCAAAAGAUCCUGAGCGAGUAA
Molecule: messenger RNA, 561 nt
Organism: Fusarium musae
Lineage: Eukaryota; Fungi; Ascomycota; Sordariomycetes; Hypocreales; Nectriaceae
Exons: 3
Coding region: 1-561 (186 amino acids)
Source: RefSeq, a predicted model, not a curated record